ACACACGAUGGCGCCUUACCCAGCCGCUCCGGCGGCGCGCGGCGCUCAGGGGACGCGUCAUCGGCCUGCGCCGCGUGGCUGCGGCUGGAGGGGCGCCUGAGGGGAGGCGCCGCCGCCAGGGGGCUUGAGGCGGCCGGGCUGCGCCGCGGGGAGGAUGCUGAGCCGCUUGCAGGAGCUGCGGAAGGAGGAGGAGACGCUGCUCCGGGUGAAGGCGGCGCUGCACGAUCAGCUCAACCGGCUCAAGGUGGAAGAGCUGGCCCUUCAAUCUAUGAUUAGCUCCAGAGAGAAGAAUGUAAUGGUCUCUCCACCAGGUAUCACAGAGGAGACUCAAAAAACUCUUGGGCAGAUGGACAAUGAGGCUGCUAUCAAUCAAACUGAAUUACAGCUAAGUAUUCAAGACCAUGAAGAGGAAGAGGAGGAUGAAUCGGACUCCUGAAGGGGGGGGGAAAAUGGGAGACAGCUGGUGUUAUUUAUCCUAGACUCAGGAAAUUCCCCUUUGUUCAAGCAAAACUUCCCAUGAGAUUCUACUUGGUGCUGUACACAGACAUGAACUACAUAAAUGAAUGAAAAUUACUCUUGGAGGGUUCCAGUGAGGUUAGACUGGUGGCACAGAUGACACAAGCUUGUCAAAAUCUUGUUUUGGAUGUUAAAAGAAUGAAAAGUUGUUCCACAAAUAUGUAGCAUGAUCCCUUUUACAUUUAAAGCCUAAAAUGUAGUUUACUACUUGUUUGUAUAUAGGUGGGAAAAGUUAAUGUUGUUAACUAAUUUAGUUCACUAAAGCAAUAACUAUUCCAACUGUAAUUCCACAAAAGUAGAGAUUAGGAAAUUAAAGUGAUCUAGGAAAUGAAAAAUGAUGGCCCUUCCAGAAUUCAUGUAAUGUUAUACUAAUAAGUUAGUGUUGCACUUGUCAGUAGACAAAGCAUUUCCUCUCCUGAUGACUUGCAGAUACUAAAUCACUGCAGCUGAUUCUUGUAUCAUUCCUUAAAUAGAUGUUAGAAGGCAUAGAAAACCAAACUUGUGUUAUGCUGCUAAAAAUAGAAAAUAAAAGUAAUAUCUUAACUGA
Molecule: messenger RNA, 1063 nt
Organism: Gopherus flavomarginatus (Mexican gopher tortoise)
Lineage: Eukaryota; Metazoa; Chordata; Testudines; Testudinidae
Gene: SNAPC5
Product: small nuclear RNA activating complex polypeptide 5
Exons: 3
Coding region: 155-436 (93 amino acids)
Biological process (GO): transcription by RNA polymerase II; transcription initiation at RNA polymerase III promoter
Cellular component (GO): nucleus
Source: RefSeq, a predicted model, not a curated record